AUGAAGUUCAUCAGUGCACUUACCUUCUCGUCUUUGGCUGCGGCCUCGGCCAUCCGAUCUACCACCCAACAUGCUUCCCAGGAUGCCAAGGUCAACUACGAUGGCUACCAUGUGUAUCGGGUGUCCACGGCAAAUGCUCCAAGCGAUUUUGAGUCUCGGCUGAUUGCUUACCACUCCAUUGACUUGAACGGCUUUGUAGAAGUUGCAAUUCCGCCGAGUGAUAUCAGCAGUUUCGAAACGCUAGGCCUUGAGGCGCAGCUUUUAAGCAGUGAUCUAGGCAAGGAAAUUCGAGAGGAAUCUCUGGCAGAACAGCCUUCUCCUUUAACCAAGCGAGGCGAGCUACCAAGCCUCAGCUGGUUUGACUCUUAUCACCCCUACGACGACCACGUUCAGUACUGGAAGGACCUACAUGCCGCAUUCCCAGACAACUCAGAAUGGCUGGACAUUGGCUCGUCAUAUGAGGGUCGCAACAUCUUUGGUUUGAGGCUUUGGGGUGGCAAGGACACAGGAAAUAAGCCAAUUAUCCUCUGGCACGGCACUGUUCAUGCAAGAGAAUGGAUCACAACAUUGAUGAAGAAACUGACACCAUUCGUCAAGACUGUUGAGUACUUGACUUACCAGCUCAUUGAAGGCUACAAGUCCGGGGACAAGAAUGUAACGGCGUUCUUCGACGCCUACGAGUUUUACAUUGUUCCCUUCCACAACCCCGACGGCUUUGUCUAUUCUCAAACUACAGACCGCCUCUGGCGCAAGAACCGCCAACCGCGUUCUAACACUACCUGUAUCGGCACGGACGGUAACCGUAACUGGGGCUUCCAGUGGAACUAUCCUCUUGAAGACGGCAGCGUGUCUGCGAACCCUUGUGGCCAGACGUUCCGUGGUCGAUGCCCCGGUGACACACCUGAAAACAUUGUGCUCUCAGCCCUGUCGCGUAAAUUGGCCGCAACACCAGGAGGUAUCCGCCUCUUCAUUGAUUGGCAUAGCUAUUCUCAGCUCAUUUUACUGCCCUGGGGAUUCUCGUGUGAGCCCGAUGUCCUUCCCAAGAAUCUACAGGCGCAGCGCGAUGUUGGUGCCGGCUACGCGGCUACCAUUGCGGCGACAAGUGGCGAGGAGUACCUCGUCGGUCCUUCUUGCGAGAUUCUGUACUAUUCGACUGGCUCAGCGCGGGACUUUCACCACGGCGCACUGAAUGCGACUUAUUCAUGGAGUGUCGAGUUAAGGCCGAAAAGCGGCGAUUCUUCAGGUUUCGUGCUGCCGCCCCAGUUCAUCUGGCCGACUGUCAAGGAGCACUGGGAAGGCAUCAAGUAUGUGCUCGGUGUGGUCGGUUAG
Messenger RNA from Colletotrichum truncatum, 1329 nucleotides. Its product is annotated as zinc carboxypeptidase. Gene Ontology annotation, molecular function: zinc ion binding; metallocarboxypeptidase activity. The record is from RefSeq and is a predicted model, not a curated record. Gene Ontology annotation, biological process: proteolysis. Lineage: Eukaryota; Fungi; Ascomycota; Sordariomycetes; Glomerellales; Glomerellaceae.